AAGGAUAGCCGGGAGCUAGACAUGCCGCUUUGUGGACAACGACUCCCAUUGUUAGGGCGGAGAGACAUGUAUCUUCUCAGUAUAUCCAUAAUCUUUGAUUAAAUUUAAGGAAACUGGAAUUAGAAGCUAAAAAAAUUAAAUAUGUUUCAUGCAACUGGGCCCAGAGUUCUCGCUGAAACUGCCUCAGACACAUGCGAAGCAGUAUCACGCGAGAACUCGAUGUAAACAAACAAAUCUGUGUGGUUCGAAAUCGGGCUUUGUGUCAUGGUGAGCACGUUCACGACAGAAUCAUUGUCUGUUGUUUUGACUCAUGCAAAUAAAAUGUAGCUGUUGAUCAAAUAUAGCAAUUUCAUAAUCACCCCCAAAAUAAUCUGCGCGGAUUCCUCAAUAUUAUCCUGGGACGACAGGGUAUUAUUAUUCACUCUGAUUGGUCGAGGACCUACAACACCCGCCUCUGUCGUACACUGAUUGGCUUGGUGAACGCAGCGAGGAUGCUACCAUUGGUCUCUUUAACUCUUCCACGUCUUUCCUACUGUUUUAUGGCAAUUGUUUAGGAGAUUCGUUGAACUAACAAGCUAGCUAGACAACACACUAGGAUAAAGACUUGGAGACAGAAUGGCAUCAGAAUCUCCGCGCAGACCAAGCCGCUGUGCUGGAGGGGUUGUGGUGCGAGCACAAGCUGCCACUGAGCAGUCGUAUAUGGAGAGUGUUGUGACCUUCCUCCAAGAUGUGGUCCCUCAGGCAUACAGUGGCGCACCCCCAAGUGAUGAAAAAGAGAAAAUAGUUUGGGUCAGAUUUGAGAAAGCUGACAUCAAUGAUACGUCCCGCUCCCCAGAGUUCCUGGAGAUGCACAGUGGCAGCAGUGACCCUCCCCUCUGCCUCAUGAUUGGUUACGCAGACGGGAUGCAGAUCUGGAGCAUAUCCCUGGGUGGGGAGGCCCAGGAGCUUUUCUCUGUGCGCCACGGACCUGUGAGAGCUGCCCACAUCCUGCCAGCGCCCCAUAUCAGUCCGCUGAUGAUUGAUAGUUUUGCGGACAAAAGGCCUCUCCUGGGGGUGUGCAAGAGUACCGGGUCCUCGGGGACCAGCCCCCCAUACUGCUGUGUGGACCUGUACUCUCUGAGGACAGGGGAGAUGGUCAAGUCCAUCCAGUUCAAGACGCCCAUCUACGACCUGCACUGCAAUAGGGAGAUUCUAGUUGUCGCCCUGCAGGAGAAGAUUGCUGCAUUCGACAGCUGUACCUUCACCAAAAAGUUCUUUGUUACAAGCUGCUUUCCAUGUCCGGGCCCCAACCUAAACCCCAUAGCACUGGGAGGACGCUGGCUAGCCUACGCUGAGAAUAAGUUGAUCCGGUGUCACCAGUCUCGAGGCGGUGCCUGUGGGGACAAUGCCCAGUCUUACACAGCAACAGUCAUCAGCGCUGCUAAAACUGGUCUCACCAUGGUGGGGAAGGUGGUGACCCAGCUAGCUGGUACUCUACCCACUGGCGCCCCAGACGAGGAGGGUGCUACCCCCCACAGCACCACCCGCCGAAGCCCCCAUGCCCCCGGAGUAAUCACCGUCAUAGACACACACAACGUCGGAGAGGGACAGACCCAACACAGGAGCCCACCAACCAACCCCACACACGUACCUGACAGUACCUCGGGGCCUAAGGUCCUGGUGAGUGAGGACUCAGAUGGAGAGGGAGUGGUGGCCCACUUCCCAGCCCAUGACAAACCCAUAUCCUGCAUGGAAUUCAACCCCAGCGGUAUGCUGUUGGUGACUGCAGACACCCUGGGCCAUGACUUCCAUGUGUUCCAGGUCCUCACACACCCCUGGGCCUCCAAUCAGUCUGCUGUCCACCACCUCUACACACUUCACCGUGGAGAGACUGAGGCCAAGGUCCAGGACAUCUGUUUCAGCCAGGACAGUCGCUGGGUGGUGAUCAGCACACUGCGUGGCACCUCCCACGUCUUUCCCAUCAACCCCUACGGUGGCGCGCCCUGCGCCCGCACACACAUGUCCCCCCGGGUGGUCAACCGCAUGUCCCGCUUCCAGAAGAGUGCAGGGCUAGAGGAGAUAGAGAAUGAACUGAACAGCAAGCAGGCUGGAGGAGGGAGAUGCAGCCCCAUCCCCGGGCUCUCCAGCAGCCCCUCGGGGUCCCCGCUACACGCUAAACUCACCAGCCAGGAGUCGUACAACAACUUCACCAACAACAACAUGGGUAACCCUCGUCUGUCCCCUCUGCCCAGCCUCACCAUAGUGCUGCCCCUGGCACAGAUCAAACAGCCCAUGACCCUGGGCACCAUGACCAAGCGCUCCGGACCUUACCUCUUUGGGGCAGGAUGUUUUGCCAUUAAAACUCCAUGCAAAGCCAAGCCUCCCCCUCAGAUCUCCCCCAGUAAGUCCAGUGGAGGAGAGUUCUGUGUGGCUGCUGUCUUUGCUGCCUCACGCUCCUGGUACAUGACCAACCCCAACAUGAAGAGAGAGAAAGACCAGUCCAGCCGGGCAGUGGUGGAAUCCCUCUACAUCCUCAGUUGCUAUGGCACCCUGGUGGAGCACGUCCUGGAGCCUCGGCCAAUCAGCACGGCCCAGAAGAUCAGCGAUGACACACCCCUGGAGCUCAACACAUGUCCACGGGCCUGCUGGAGCCUGGCCAGGACUCCACUGUGGAAUGAGCUGCAGCCUCCCUUUCUCUCCAACCACCCUCUGGUGCUGGCCUCUGACCUGGUGCAAUAUUACCAAUACCUCCUGGCUGGAUUGGUGCCUCCUGGAAGCCCUGGCCCUAUCACACGCCACGAGUCUUACGACAGCCUGACGUCGGACCACAGUGGACAGGAGGAUGAGGAGUGGCUCUCACAGGUGGAGAUAGUCACCCACACAGGGCCUCACCGUCGGCUGUGGAUGGGUCCUCAGUUCCAGUUUAAGACCAUUCACCCAUCUGGUCAGACUACGGUCAUCUCCUCCUCUUCCUCCGUGCUGCAGUCCCAGGGCCCCAGCGACAUUCAACAGCCUCUGUUAGACUUCCACACUGAUGACCUGGACCUACACAGUCUCAGGAUCCAGCCCGUGCGUUCUGAGCCGGUCAGCAUGCCUGGUUCCUCUCGGCUGGUGGCUGAACGGAGGGGACAGGGGACGGUCAUUGAUAUAGGAUCGGGAACGUUUGACCGCAGUGUGACCCUGCUGGAGGUGUGUGGAAGUUGGCCAGAGAGCUUUGGCCUGCGUCACAUGAGCUCUGUGGAGUCCACCGAGGAGGGGCUGAGAGAGAGGCUGGCAGACGCCAUGUCAGAGUCACCAUCCAGAGACAUAGUGGGCUCGGCUACCGACCAACCCAGCGAGGGGGUAAUGAAGAGGGACACUCGCCACCACACUCUCUCUCAGACCAACCCAGCGAGGGGGUAAUGAAGAGGGACACUCACCACAACACUCUCUCUCUCUCUCAGACCAACCCAGCGAGGGGGUAAUGAAGAGGGGCACUCACCACCACACUCUCUCUCUCUCAGACCAACCCAGCGAGGGGGUAAUGAAGAGGGACACUCGCCACCACACUCUCUCUCUCUCAGACCAACCCAGCGAGGGGGUAAUGAAGAGGGACACUCACCACCACACUCUCUCUCUCUCUCAGACCAACCCAGCGAGGGGGUAAUGAAGAGGGACACUCACCACCACACUCUCUCUCAGACCAACCCAGCGAGGGGGUAAUGAAGAGGGACACUCACCACCACACUCUCUCUCUCUCAGACCAACCCAGCGAGGGGGUAAUGAAGAGGGACACUCACCACCACACUCUCUCUCAGACCAACCCAGCGAGGGGGUAAUGAAGAGGGACACUCGCCACCACACUCUCUCUCUCUCAGACCAACCCAGCGAGGGGGUAAUGAAGAGGGGCACUCACCACCACACUCUCUCUCUCUCAGACCAACCCAGCGAGGGAGUAAUGAAGAGGGGCACUCGCCACCACACUCUCUCUCAGACCAACCCAGCGAGGGGGUAAUGAAGAGGGACACUCACCACCACACUCUCUCUCUCUCAGACCAACCCAGCGAGGGGGUAAUGAAGAGGGACACUCACCACCACACUCUCUCUCUCUCAGACCAACCCAGCGAGGGGGUAAUGAAGAGGGACACUCACCACCACACUCUCUCUCAGACCAACCCAGCGAGGGGGUAAUGAAGAGGGACACUCACCACCACACUCUCUCUCUCUCUCAGACCAACCCAGCGAGGGGGUAAUGAAGAGGGGCACUCGCCACCACACUCUCUCUCUCUCAGACCAACCCAGCGAGGGAGAAAUGAAGAGGGACACUCACCACCACACUCUCUCUCAGACCAACCCAGCGAGGGGGUAAUGAAGAGGGACACUCGCCACCACACUCUCUCUCAGACCAACCCAGCGAGGGGGUAAUGAAGAGGGACACUCACCACAACACUCUCUCUCUCUCUCAGACCAACCCAGCGAGGGGGUAAUGAAGAGGGACACUCACCACCACACUCUCUCUCUCUCAGACCAACCCAGCGAGGGGGUAAUGAAGAGGGACACUCACCACCACACUCUCUCUCUCUCAGACCAACCCAGCGAGGGGGUAAUGAAGAGGGGCACUCACCACCACACUCUCUCUCUCUCAGACCAACCCAGCGAGGGGGUAAUGAAGAGGGACACUCACCACCACACUCUCUCUCUCUCUCAGACCAACCCAGCGAGGGGGUAAUGAAGAGGGGCACUCGCCACCACACUCUCUCUCAGACCAACCCAGCGAGGGGGUAAUGAAGAGGGACACUCACCACCACACUCUCUCUCUCUCAGACCAACCCAGCGAGGGGGUAAUGAAGAGGGGCACUCGCCACCACACUCUCUCUCAGACCAACCCAGCGAGGGGGUAAUGAAGAGGGACACUCACCACCACACUCUCUCUCUCUCAGACCAACCCAGCGAGGGGGUAAUGAAGAGGGACACUCACCACCACACUCUCUCUCUCUCAGACCAACCCAGCGAGGGGGUAAUGAAGAGGGACACUCACCACCACACUCUCUCUCAGACCAACCCAGCGAGGGGGUAAUGAAGAGGGACACUCACCACCACACUCUCUCUCUCUCAGACCAACCCAGCGAGGGGGUAAUGAAGAGGGACACUCACCACCACACUCUCUCUCUCUCAGACCAACCCAGCGAGGGGGUAAUGAAGAGGGGCACUCGCCACCACACUCUCUCUCAGACCAACCCAGCGAGGGGGUAAUGAAGAGGGACACUCGGUGUGUAGUGUAUCAUGUUUCACAGCACCCUGAUCUAUAGCAGGUCCAUACAAACAGUACAAGCUCUUUACCAGGGUGAGAGAGAUGAGUGGAAGGAAUGAGGAGAAGAGAGGGAGAGAGAUGAGUGGAAAGAAUGAGGAGAAGAGAGGGAGAGAGAUGAGUGGAAGGAAUGAGGAGAAGAGAGGGAGAGAGAUGAGUGGAAGGAAUGAGGAGAAGAGAGGGAGAGAGAUGGAGAGGGGUGAUUGUAUUUCCAUGCAGCAGUCCUGGUGUAAUGAGGUCUGAUUGGAGAUGAAGCAGUCCACCGUUUAUCUGCCGACCCGUGUGUGUGUGUGUGUGUGUGUGUGUGUGUGU
This is a messenger RNA of Salmo salar (Atlantic salmon), 5578 nucleotides long. NCBI's taxonomy places the organism in Eukaryota, Metazoa, Chordata, Actinopteri, Salmoniformes, Salmonidae. The record is from RefSeq and is a predicted model, not a curated record.